Molecule: messenger RNA, 1934 nt
Organism: Microbotryum saponariae
Lineage: Eukaryota; Fungi; Basidiomycota; Microbotryomycetes; Microbotryales; Microbotryaceae
Source: the annotation of a GenBank genome assembly
AUGACGAACAAGAAUAAAGGCGGCGCCGUGAAGCGCUCCGCACCGCGCACGACCACGACCACUUCGACCACCUCCUCCACUUCCCACAGCACCCAAGUACCCCCUUCCAAGAAAGCCCGAUUCGAACCCAGCCCUUCAUCUACCAAAUCAACGACCCAACCCAACAAAGUAAACCAGCCAGCACGCGCCGUAGCGAACGACCGAGCCUCUUUCGCGAACGAAGCGCCUACCCGAUUCCUCAUCUCGGCCGGUUCCUACGAACGAUUACUCUACGGUCUUUCCUGUCAACUCCAUCACGACGUCGAAGACGACGAGCCCCAACGAGGCUUACGACUCUCGAUCGAACCUUAUUUCUCUUUCCCGGCGCAUUUAUCGUCGAUCAGGGCACUCGGUUCGAGUUUGUUACCGAGUGCUCGGACGGGUACGGAGAGGAAGGUCGGUGGCAAGUGGUUGGUUUCGGGCGGGACGGACGAGAUGAUCAAAGUGUGGGAUUUGAAGAGGAGGAAAGAGGUCGGUAGUUUGGAAAGUGGGGAAAUGAGAGGUAAGCUUUUUUUGCGAGCGUUUUUGGGAUUCAGCACAGCGGACAGGAAGGGGCUAGAGGGGGAAAGGAGGAAGGAAUUGACAACCCCCCCCCCCUGUUUUCGCUUUACCAGGCACGAUCACGACCCUUUCUUUCGUCCCUUCCCGAGGGAUGCUCAUGUGCGCCACGACCGAUUCGACGAUCGCGCUCUACCGCGUUCGCGAUUGGGUCCUGUUGAGGUCCUUGAAGGGGCAUCAAGGCAAGGUCAAUUCGAUCGACCCCCAUCCCGCUGCGAGGGUCGCGCUCAGCGUAGGAGCCGAUCGCAUGUUGAGGAUGUGGGAUUUGGUCGCCGGUAAGGCCGUGGCGACGAUGAAGAUUGGGAUCGGUACGUUCUUUCCAUUUUCAAAACGAGGAUCGGCCUUUGGGGUGGAAGCGAGGAAAUGACUGAUCCUGUCGAGGUUCCCGGAAUAUAUGUGGCGCGCAGAGGGCGAUCGGGUCAAGUGGAAUACGAACGGGACCAAAUUCGCCAUCAUUUGCAACAACCGCUUAACCGUCUACGGCAUCGUUAGCGCAUUUUUCUUUUCUUUUCUUGGUCUGACCACAUCACUUCGAUUUACUGAUUCCGCUCACCCGUUUUUUAUUUUUAAUCUUUGAAAAACCCCCUCCUGAACAGGAUAUGAUCAUUGAACACACGCUCGUUUCCGCCUCGCGGUUCCAAGACGUUCAAUUCACUUUUUACCCGCUCGAUAAAUCGGCGACUUGCCAAAAAGAAUUCAUGUUCGUCGCUUCGGACGACCAUACGACCCACGUUUACGACGUCAGUCAAGCUUCGGUACCGAAGGAGGAAGAAGGGGAAGAAGGGGAAGAGGAACGGGUUGUGGAGAGGUCGACGUUGGAGAAGGAGGCCGUGUUGAAGGGGCAUACGAAUCGGGUCAAGGCGAUCGAUUUACUCGAAGUGGCCUUACCUACCCAAUCGAACGCUCGGAGCAACGAGGAGGAGCCGAGUUCGACGAUGAUUUUGACGUCCGUUUCGUCCGACGGUCAGAUUCUGUUUUAUGAUUUGGCGCGAUUGGUUGCGGAGCGGGGGGGAGAUGAGGGACCGGUUAGGGAGCUCGAACCGCUCGGUAGGUGGGAUACCAAAGGAUCGAGGUUGACGUGUUUGAGCGUGGUGGGAUUGCCGGAGAAAGGGAAGAAGGAGCAACAAGGAGAGGAAGGGAAGGAAGGGAAAGAGGCGAGUGAUGAGGAGAGUGGGAGUGAGGAAGACGGGGAGGACGGUGUCGAUGUCGAGGGUUUGGAGAGUGAGGAAGAAAAUGAGGAAGACGGAGAAGAGGAAGGUGAAGAAGGGGAAGAGGAAGGGGAUGGGAUUGAAGAAGAAGAAGAAGAGGAGGAGGAUGAAGAAGAGGCAGAAGAGUGA